AUGGAGACAGACCGCAGUUGGAUGUACAGGAGCCACACAAACGGGCUGCUAACCACAGGGUAUAAGGAGCAUGUGAAGGAGUUUGUCCGGUUUGCAUUACGGCAUCCGACUUGUAUGACUGGAGUACAGAUAAAAUGCCCCUGCCCUAAGAGAGGUUGUCGAAAUACAAGCUAUCGGGAUGUCGAUGUGGUGGAAUUCCAUCUAUUGAAGAAUGGGUUCGUGAAAGGUUACCAAUUACCAGAGCAGGAUGUUGAGUUCAACUAUGAAAAUGAGGGGCCAAGUAAGUUCAGUUGCGCUCAAAGAAUGAUUCUUGAUGCGGCCGGUCCAGAAAUAACGUUUCCUGAAGAUGAGCUCCCGAAUGCUGAAGCUCAAAAAUUUUAUGAUAUGAUGCGUGCGGCUGAAGAAGACAUAUGGCCUGGGAAUAGCAGACACUCUCCAUUUUCUGCAUCUGCUAAAGUGAUGGAGAUCAAGUGUCGACAUAAGGGUUUAGUAGCUUUAGUUGACGACGUAUGCGGAUUGAUACAGGAGCUGCUCCCGGAGGACAACAAGAUGCCAACGAAUUUUGCUAAAAUUAAGAAGCUGGUUAAAGGUUUGGGGUUGCCAGUUGAGGUUAUUGACUGUUGUUUCUAUAAUUGUAUGAUUUAUUUGGGGGAGGACGCGGAUCUAACGCACUGCAAAGUUUGCAAUUAUGCGCGGUGGAAACCUAUGACCCACGGAAAAUCCACAAAAAGAAAGGCUAACGUGCCAUAUAGUAAAAUGUUCUAUUUUCCAAUAACUCUGAGGCUACAGAGGUUGUACGCUUCGAAAGCCACUGCUCGGCAUAUGACGUGGCACGCAGACCACGAGAUGGAUGGUGAUAAGAUGUGCCACCCGUCCGACUCUCCGGCUUGGAAACGUUUUAGUGAACUGCAUUCUGAGUUUGCCGAUGAAGGGAGAAAUAUCAGAUUAGGACAUAACCAGAAACUCAAAAUGUCCAUAUCGCGUCCAAAAAGCAGUCGAACCAAGGAUUCUAUCCGGGCUCCGAGUUAUAUUCGACUCAGACCCGGGUCGAGCUCCGGGUUCAUGGACCCGAAAGGUCAGAUCAUACGACCCGAGCUUCGAGAUGUCCUCAAAUACCAGAACCAUGAUAACUUGGUCCCCAAGUUAUCCGGGCUUCAAGGUCCGACCGAGCUCCGAGGUCCUGCCCAAGAGCACACGCUCGUGCUGAUAGAAGCUCGGAUCCCAGUUAGUGAUUUAUCACUUGGCGCCGUCUGUGGGAAACGUGUUAUAUCCCCUGUUCUGCUCUUGUUCUUUUGA
Messenger RNA from Mercurialis annua (annual mercury), 1296 nucleotides. RefSeq lists its product as uncharacterized. Bases 1 to 1296 code for a protein of 431 amino acids. The record is from RefSeq and is a predicted model, not a curated record. Lineage: Eukaryota; Viridiplantae; Streptophyta; Magnoliopsida; Malpighiales; Euphorbiaceae. The transcript is spliced from 4 exons.